This is a messenger RNA of Cimex lectularius (bed bug), 1843 nucleotides long. It is a transcript of the gene CCT1, whose product is annotated as T-complex protein 1 subunit alpha. Gene Ontology annotation, molecular function: ATP hydrolysis activity; ATP binding; ATP-dependent protein folding chaperone. The record is from RefSeq and is a predicted model, not a curated record. Bases 117 to 1766 code for a protein of 549 amino acids. Gene Ontology annotation, biological process: protein folding. The transcript is spliced from 12 exons. Lineage: Eukaryota; Metazoa; Arthropoda; Insecta; Hemiptera; Cimicidae. Gene Ontology annotation, cellular component: chaperonin-containing T-complex.
AAAGAACUAGAAAGAGAUCUCAUUCACAUUCACACCCAUUGGGACCGAGUAUUGAACGUUGCAUUCAGAUUGUUUUUAUGUGAUUUGUUUGACUGCAAAUUCAUUACUAAUUGAAAAUGUCGACUUUGGGAGUGGCGCUUUCCCUUCCUGGGCAGAGGACGUCCGGAGCACCUGUCAGGACACAAAACGUAAUGGCCGUUUCAACGAUUGCUAACAUUGUAAAGAGUUCACUUGGACCAGUUGGUCUUGAUAAAAUGCUAGUUGAUGACGUUGGUGAUGUGACUGUUACAAAUGAUGGAGCAACAAUUCUCAAGCUUCUUGAAGUUGAUCAUCCGGCAGCAAAAAUCUUGGUCGACCUUGCUCAACUCCAGGAUGAGGAAAUUGGUGAUGGAACAACCUCAGUUGUUAUCAUUGCUGCAGAACUUCUUAAAAAUGCUGAUGAACUUGUUAAACAAAAGAUUCAUCCAACUUCCAUUAUUAGUGGAUACAGGCUAGCAUGCAAGGAAGCACAAAAAUACAUUCAAGAACACCUUUGCAUCACUGUAGAAGAACUUGGAAAGGAUUGUAUUGUAAACACAGCAAAAACUUCCCUUGCAAGCAAAAUUAUUUCUAUCGACGAUGAUUUUUUUGCUAAUAUGGUCGUCGAUGCUGUUCAAGCUGUCAAAGUAACCGACAGCAAAGGAAAGGCAGUAUAUCCGAUCAAAGCCAUAAACAUCCUGAAAGCUCAUGGUGGACAAGUGAGCGAAAGUAUACUUGUCAAAGGCUAUGCUCUUAACUGCAGAAUUGCCAGCAUGGGUAUGGUCGAUAGGGUGGAAAAUGCCAAGGUUGCCUGUUUAGAUUUUUCUCUACAAAAAACAAAAAUGAAACUCGGUGUAGAGGUUCUUGUCACAGAUGUUGAACAGUUGGAAGGUAUUAGAGACAGAGAAUCUGAUAUUACCAGGGAUAGAAUUUUGAAAAUCCUUGAUGCAGGAGCAAAUGUCGUUCUACUUUCCGGUGGAAUUGAUGAUACUUAUCUAAAGCUUUUUAUUGAAAGAGGAGCUAUGGCUGUAAGAAGAGUAAAGAAACAAGACUUGAAACGAAUUGCCAAAGCGACCGGUGCUAGUUUCUUAACAUCACUUACAAACAUGGAAGGCGAAGAAAGUUUUGAAGCAAGUUCGCUUGGAGAAGCAGCCGAAGUUAAACAAGAAAGAAUAUGUGAUGACGAACUCAUUCUUCUAAAAGGACCCAAAGCUCAUACUGCAAGCUCUAUUAUUCUCAGAGGUCCAAAUGAUUUUUAUUUAGAUGAGAUUGAAAGGUCCGUCCAUGAUGCAAUAUGUGUUGUUAAACGUGUCUUAGAGAGUAAAACUGUUGUAACUGGUGGAGGAGCAGUGGAAGCUGCCCUCUCAAUCUACCUCGAAAACUUUGCCACAUCUCUUAGUUCCAGAGAGCAGUUGGCAAUUGCUGAAUAUGCUAAAUCCCUACUUGUUAUCCCCAAAACUCUGGCAGUGAAUGCCGCAAUUGAUUCAACUGAUAUUGUCGCUAAACUUAGAGCUUAUCACAACACAAGCCAAACAAAGAAAGAUCACGCCCAUCUCAAAUGGGUUGGACUUGAUCUUGAUGAGGGCACUGUUAGAGACAACAAGAAAGCAGGUGUUCUUGAGCCUACUAUUUCAAAAAUCAAAGCUCUUAAAUUUGCCACAGAAGCAGCAAUAACUAUUCUCAGGAUCGACGAUAUGAUUAAACUGGACGAAGAAAAGAAGGAUCAUGGAGGGCAUGGCGAUAUGUAACUGCUUAAAUCAAGCACCACACCUUAAUUUUUUUUUUCUCUUUUUGUAACAUUUCACAUUUAAUUUGAGCAAGCGAA